ACACUUCAGCUGGGAAUGCCCAAAAAGCUUACUGCUGUUUAGAAUUCUUGCUACAGUCAGGAGAAAGCCGAAAGCUGCACGGGUACUGAAUCUCCUACAACUGAAUUAGAAGAAUAAUGACUGUACAAUUAACUAUCAACCUCUGUUCAUUUAAGCACAGUUUUUACAGAGCUCAGGAGAAAUAUGGAACUUGAUUGACAUGUUUUUAUUUGAUGGUGUCAGCAAAUAGAUGAUUUUAAAGACAGGUGGUAGAGAAAAAUAAGAGAAGGGGGAAAAAAAAGAAAGAAAAUGCAAUUUGAGACAUUGCGCCAGGUCUGCAAUUCUGUUUUAUCUCAUUUUCAUGGGGUUUUUUCAUCCCCACCAAAUAUCUUACAAAAUGAGCUUUUUGGACAAACACUGAACAAUGCAAGGAAAAGAAGCCCAUCUGUGUCCAGAGAUCAGAAUAGAAGAUACGACCAAAGGGAAGAAAGAGAGGAAUAUUCACAGUAUGCUACUUCGGAUAGCGCAAUGCCUAGAUCUCCAUCAGAUUAUGCUGAUAGGCGAUCUCAACAUGAACCUCAGUUUUAUGAAGACUCUGAUCAUUUAAGUUAUAGGGACUCCAACAGGAGAAGUCAUAGGCAUUCCAAAGAAUAUAUUGUGGAUGAUGAGGAUGUGGAAAGCAGAGAUGAAUACGAAAGACAAAGGAGAGAGGAAGAGUACCAGUCACGCUACCGAAGUGAUCCAAAUUUGGCCCGUUAUCCAGUAAAGCCACAACCCUAUGAAGAACAAAUGCGGAUCCAUGCUGAAGUGUCCCGGGCACGGCAUGAGAGAAGGCAUAGUGAUGUUUCUUUGGCAAAUGCUGACCUGGAAGAUUCCAGGAUUUCUAUGCUAAGGAUGGACCGACCAUCAAGGCAAAGAUCUAUAUCUGAACGUAGAGCUGCCAUGGAAAAUCAGCGAUCUUAUUCAAUGGAAAGAACUCGAGAGGCUCAGGGACCAAGUUCUUAUGCACAAAGGACCACAAACCAUAGUCCUCCUACCCCCAGGAGGAGUCCACUACCCAUAGAUAGACCAGACUUGAGGCGUACUGACUCACUACGGAAACAGCACCACUUAGAUCCUAGCUCUGCUGUAAGAAAAACGAAACGGGAAAAAAUGGAAACAAUGUUAAGGAAUGAUUCUCUCAGUUCAGACCAGUCAGAGUCAGUGAGACCUCCCCCACCAAAGCCUCAUAAAUCAAAGAAAGGAGGUAAAAUGCGCCAGGUUUCGUUGAGCAGUUCAGAGGAGGAAUUGGCUUCCACGCCCGAAUAUACAAGUUGUGAUGAUGUUGAGAUUGAAAGUGAGAGUGUAAGUGAAAAAGGAGACAUGGAUUACAACUGGUUGGAUCAUACGUCUUGGCAUAGCAGUGAGGCAUCCCCAAUGUCUUUGCACCCUGUAACCUGGCAACCAUCUAAAGAUGGAGAUCGUUUAAUUGGUCGCAUUUUAUUAAAUAAACGUCUAAAAGAUGGAAGUGUACCUCGAGAUUCAGGAGCAAUGCUUGGCUUGAAGGUUGUAGGAGGAAAGAUGACUGAAUCAGGACGGCUUUGUGCAUUUAUUACUAAAGUAAAAAAAGGAAGUUUAGCUGAUACUGUAGGACAUCUUAGACCAGGUGAUGAAGUAUUAGAAUGGAAUGGAAGGCUAUUGCAAGGAGCCACAUUUGAGGAAGUAUACAACAUCAUUCUGGAAUCCAAACCUGAACCACAAGUAGAGCUUGUAGUUUCAAGGCCUAUUGGAGAUAUACCUAGAAUACCUGAUAGUACACAUGCACAACUGGAGUCCAGUUCUAGCUCAUUUGAAUCUCAAAAAAUGGAUCGUCCUUCUAUUUCUGUUACCUCUCCUAUGAGUCCUGGAAUGUUGAGGGAUGUUCCACAGUUCUUAUCAGGACAACUUUCAAUAAAACUAUGGUUUGACAAGGUUGGUCACCAAUUAAUAGUUACAAUUUUGGGAGCAAAGGAUCUCCCUUCCAGGGAAGAUGGGAGGCCAAGGAAUCCUUAUGUUAAAAUUUACUUUCUUCCAGACAGAAGUGAUAAAAACAAGAGAAGAACUAAAACAGUAAAGAAAACAUUGGAACCCAAAUGGAACCAAACAUUCAUUUAUUCUCCAGUCCACCGAAGAGAAUUUCGGGAACGAAUGCUAGAGAUUACCCUUUGGGAUCAAGCUCGAGUUCGAGAGGAAGAAAGUGAAUUCUUAGGCGAGAUUUUAAUUGAAUUAGAAACAGCAUUAUUAGAUGAUGAGCCACAUUGGUACAAACUUCAGACGCAUGAUGUCUCUUCAUUGCCACUCCCCCACCCUUCUCCAUAUAUGCCACGAAGACAGCUCCAUGGAGAGAGCCCAACACGGAGAUUGCAAAGGUCAAAGAGAAUAAGUGAUAGUGAAGUCUCUGACUAUGACUGUGAUGAUGGAAUUGGUGUAGUAUCAGAUUAUCGACGUGAUGGUCGAGAUCUUCAAAGCUCAACAUUGUCAGUGCCAGAACAAGUAAUGUCAUCAAACCAUUGUUCACCAUCAGGGUCUCCUCAUCGAGUAGAUGUUAUAGGAAGGACUAGAUCAUGGUCUCCCAGUGUCCCUCCUCCACAAAGUCGGAAUGUGGAACAGGGGCUUCGAGGGACACGCACUACUACCGGACAUUAUAAUACAAUUAGCCGAAUGGAUAGACAUCGUGUCAUGGAUGACCAUUAUUCUCCAGAUAGAGACAGUCAUUUUCUUACUCUACCUCGCUCCAGAUACAGUCAGACCAUUGACCAUCAUCACAGGGAUGGCAGGGAUUGUGAAGCAGCAGAUAGACAGCCAUAUCACAGAUCCAGAUCAACAGAACAACGGCCUCUCCUUGAGCGGACCACCACCCGCUCCAGAUCCACUGAACGUCCUGAUACAAACCUCAUGAGGUCGAUGCCUUCAUUAAUGACUGGAAGAUCUGCCCCUCCUUCACCUGCCUUAUCGAGGUCUCAUCCUCGUACUGGGUCUGUCCAGACAAGCCCAUCAAGUACUCCAGUGGCAGGACGAAGGGGCCGACAGCUUCCACAGCUUCCACCAAAGGGAACAUUGGAUAGAAAAGCAGGAGGUAAAAAACUAAGGAGCACUGUCCAAAGAAGUACAGAAACAGGCCUGGCCGUGGAGAUGAGGAACUGGAUGACUCGACAAGCAAGCCGAGAGUCUACAGAUGGCAGCAUGAACAGCUACAGCUCAGAAGGAAAUCUGAUUUUCCCUGGUGUUCGCUUGGCCUCUGAUAGCCAAUUCAGCGAUUUCCUGGAUGGCCUUGGCCCUGCUCAGCUAGUGGGACGCCAGACUCUGGCAACACCUGCAAUGGGUGACAUUCAGGUAGGAAUGAUGGACAAAAAGGGACAGUUGGAGGUAGAAAUCAUCCGGGCCCGUGGCCUUGUUGUAAAACCAGGUUCCAAGACACUGCCAGCACCAUAUGUAAAGGUGUAUCUAUUAGAUAACGGAGUCUGCAUAGCCAAGAAGAAAACAAAAGUGGCAAGAAAAACGCUGGAACCCCUUUACCAGCAGCUAUUAUCUUUCGAAGAGAGUCCACAAGGGAAAGUUUUACAGAUCAUCGUCUGGGGAGAUUAUGGCCGCAUGGAUCACAAAUCUUUUAUGGGAGUGGCCCAGAUACUUUUAGAUGAACUAGAGCUAUCCAAUAUGGUGAUUGGAUGGUUCAAACUUUUCCCUCCUUCCUCCCUAGUAGAUCCAACCUUGGCCCCUCUGACAAGAAGAGCUUCCCAAUCAUCUCUGGAAAGUUCAACUGGACCUUCUUACUCUCGUUCAUAGCAGCUGUAAAACUGUUGUCACAGCAACCAGCGUUACAAAAAAAAAAAAAAAAAAAAAAAGACAAAUCACAGGUUGCAAACCCUGGUAACACUGCAUGCUUAAUGUUGUGUCUUCUGAGCCUGUUUCUAGGGAUACAAAGCGAUCCUGUGUUCUCAGAGGAAGUUGCACACAUUGUGCCCUAAAGAAGGCCCUCAGGUGAAAGAGCAGAGCUGUGAAGAACUAUCAGGUUUGAAAUUCAAUGACAUUCGAGUUCUGGUCCAAUCUGAAGCCAUGGAUUAAUCUCAAAGAAUCAGUCAGUUUCAUGCAACAGAAGCCCUUUUCAAUGGCACCUUUAUAUUUUUAUCGUUCCUUUUUCUUCAUUUAUCUAAUCCCAAAGCCCUGAUAUGCCACAGAAAUGGAGCUAUACAGCCAUGAAGCCAUGUUACAGGUCAAGGAGUGAAAUCCUAGGAAGCAUCAGGUGAAAAGUAGGAGACCAAAGAAGUGGUCAGGAACAAUCAUCAGCCCUCCUCUGGCCGGGGAUCAGAGCGGUCUGUCCAGCAGGAAGAGUGGCAGACUGUAGCUCCACGGGCACGUCCUUUACUAAUGCCAAGAUGUGUUGGACUCUGAAAAGCAAAAUUCUGUGGCUACACUGUACUGAAUGAAAUUAAAGAAACUUUUUUUGCAUGGACACAGAUUAGCUGAAUACUUAAAUUAUUUUCUUGGGGCUGCAACUU
Molecule: messenger RNA, 4493 nt
Organism: Piliocolobus tephrosceles (Ugandan red Colobus)
Lineage: Eukaryota; Metazoa; Chordata; Mammalia; Primates; Cercopithecidae
Gene: RIMS2
Product: regulating synaptic membrane exocytosis 2
Exons: 22
Coding region: 289-3780 (1163 amino acids)
Biological process (GO): calcium ion-regulated exocytosis of neurotransmitter; regulation of membrane potential; regulation of synaptic vesicle exocytosis
Cellular component (GO): presynaptic membrane; cytoskeleton of presynaptic active zone
Molecular function (GO): small GTPase binding; transmembrane transporter binding
Source: RefSeq, a predicted model, not a curated record